AAGUAGGGUUGUCGCCGGCCAUCAACAAUCCAAAUGAACUCCUACGGUUUGUAGACAAUAUUAAAAACUGAAUUUAACUGCCUUCCCACAAGAAAUCACCAACACAAAGGGAGCGACAACCCACCGCCUGCGCCCAGAAACCUGGUCGACUGUUUUCCCGAGUUUUCUUUUGGCCCACAACCUGCGUUUGCUCUGUGCAGUCACUGCCGCGCCAUACAUUUUAUUUCAUUAGCGAAGCCCAUAUAUAUUUAUAAUUUUACUUGUGUGUUUUGUUUGCCGCGACGUUUCGUUUUCAAUUCGAUGGUGCACCAAAACACACAGCUCAGAACAUCCACAUAGCACACUGAAAGAAACCAAGAACCCAACCCGACACCGAAACUGAAUAGACGCAAGUACCGACCCAACGAGACCCUUUCCAAAGCCAAAGACCAGUCCAAAAUGGCCAAAAUGUACGGAAAGGGUAAGACUGCUAUCGAGUCGGAGGAGCUGCAGAAGCGACGCUGGCAGAUCGAGCUGGAGUUCGUGCAGUGCCUGUCGAACCCCAACUAUCUAAACUUCCUUGCACAGCGUGGAUUUUUCAAGGACCAGUCGUUCAUCAACUACCUGAAGUAUCUGCAGUACUGGAAGGAGCCGGACUAUGCGAAAUACCUCAUGUACCCAAUGUGCCUCUACUUCCUCGAUCUGCUGCAGUACGAACACUUCCGCCGGGAGAUCGUCAACUCGCAGUGCUGCAAGUUCAUAGACGACCAGGCCAUUCUGCAGUGGCAGCACUACACUCGCAAGCGCAUCAAACUGAUCGAAAACGUUACGGCCGCCCAGCAGCAACAACAGCAGCUUCAGCAGCAACAACAGCAGGCGAACGGCAUGGAGGCAGCAACGGGAGGCGAAUCAGCAGCACCUACCCCCAACGUGAACGGGUCAGCUUCCACGGCGGAUAGUCAACAGACGUCUUCUGCCCUACAGCCUGUCCAAGCACAGCCUGGAAAUCCCCAGCAGCAGCAGCAAAUCAAUGGCGUGGCAUCGGGGGCCAACAUAAAACUAGAGUUAAACUAGCGCUGGCAACUAAAAGUUUACCAAUAAAAUAGUAUAAGAACCUGG
Molecule: messenger RNA, 1098 nt
Organism: Drosophila melanogaster (fruit fly)
Lineage: Eukaryota; Metazoa; Arthropoda; Insecta; Diptera; Drosophilidae
Gene: MED31
Product: mediator complex subunit 31
Exons: 3
Coding region: 439-1053 (204 amino acids)
Biological process (GO): regulation of DNA-templated transcription
Cellular component (GO): mediator complex; nucleus
Molecular function (GO): transcription coregulator activity
Source: RefSeq, marked reviewed